CACGUCGAUAUCCGAUGCGGAGACCGCCUGCAGCAUGGUCAUUUCUUUGGCCAUGGUGAUUUGUGUUGCAGCAGUGACGUAACUUUCCCCGCAGUCCUGCUUUGCUGCUGCGAAUCUUUCCUGCUUGCGUGAAGCUGCUGCAGCUUCGAACCUCGCCAGCCUCCACUUACGCCCUGGUAGGAUAAAACAGCUUCGAUCACGAGAACGCUCUGAGUUUCACCCUGCAUUAUAUCCACCGUCCAACUGGGUUUUCUCGCCAACCUGUUUUCUCUCCUUCUUCGCGCUCAAGACUACAUCCAUCCCACUCAAUCAGUCGAUUAUUUUCUUCCCGGCAGAAAAGGGCACGUCGAUUCAAAGACACACUCUCGAUACAGCACUACCAUGGCAGACUGUAUGAACAGUCUCGUCUCCAUGCAGUCAAGAUCUAGCUAACCAAUGUCAGACAACCCAUUCGCGAAACGCGAGGAACACUCUCAACGAAGCCUCCUGGCUUACAAAAUCCUCACGAUCCUCUCCUGGCUUCUCCUUGUAGUGGUUGGAGCCUACUAUACCUUCGCAAGCCCCCAGGACUGCCACCACAACCAUCACUGCCACACAAUAUGGGGACAGAAUAACCAUAGACGGACACCUUUCAGCUUGAACUCGGUGGUGACAAGCAUCUACUGGAUUGUGGUUCUGAUAUUGCAGGCAUACUAUGUUCGUUUCUUGUGGAGCUCGGACAAGGCGUUCGUCACAAGUGCGGCCAAUGUGGGAAGCCACUUCAUCUUCCACAAUCUCUUGACCUUUGGCUUCAUCAUGCUGUGGGUGCGAGGCCACUUCUGGCAGGGCGAGCUCCUCCUGAUCAUCAACCUGUUCAACCUGACACUACUAUACUUUGGCCAUCCUACAACACCUCUCUUCAUCCAUAUGCCUAUUGUCUCAGCGCCUCUAGCUUGGAACUAUGUUGCGAUCCUCUGGGACGGAGCAGCGAUGGUCAAUGCUCAUACUCUUCCAGCGAGAAUCGUGGCGAACAUCUUCAUCUGGGGUAUCCUGGUUCUUGGAGGCUUCUUCCUUCUAACCUUCAAGGACUAUACAAUCGGCCUUGAAUUGGCCGUUCUAUCACUGGCACUUGGACUUGGUCAGAUUGGUACACACGUCAUCGCCGUGCAAUGGAUCUUUGCCUUUGUUAUUGCUGCUUCCCUGCUGGUAUUGUCAUUGCUCAUCGGAGCGCCCAAGGUUUUCGGCCAAGAUAGAAGCAUUCGACAAGAAGGCGCAAUCGUUAGCGAGGACAGAGAACGUGCACCUCUACUGGCAGACAACUGA
Molecule: messenger RNA, 1302 nt
Organism: Exophiala viscosa
Lineage: Eukaryota; Fungi; Ascomycota; Eurotiomycetes; Chaetothyriales; Herpotrichiellaceae
Exons: 3
Coding region: 436-1302 (288 amino acids)
Source: RefSeq, a predicted model, not a curated record